UUCCCCCUUUUUCCUUUGUUUCCUUUCAACCCUAAACCGCAGCCGCAGCUAGGCAGAAUUCCAACAAAAAAUUCUCUCAUAUCCCUCCACGCCGCAACUCCAGCCCACUUAUACCCUCUCCUCUAAAAAGAAGUUGUCAAUCCCCUCUCUCUCCUUCUCCGAUCAACUGCAAAGCUAAAGUUUCCUUGAUUGUCGCUUAAAUUUUAGAAAAUUUUUGGGCAAUUCUUCUCCAUUUCCCACAAAAAGAAAAACAUGAUUUCAAACAGAUAUCCAUGGCCAUGAUGUUUGGCAUGAUGGGCUUGGUGACAAACUAUUUUGGGAUGGGACCUAAGGCAAGCACAAAACAAUGAAGUCAGCUGUUGCAGUUUCAACAAACAAUUCCUGGAAGUGUGUACAUUGGAUAGAUUGAAGAUUACAUCUGCAAGUUGGCAAAGAGAGGAACAACAACAUCUUAGAAUGGUGUACUAUUUUGUGUGACUCGAGGGAUUUUUUCGAGCCGGCAGAACUUGCGCAUGAGAUUCCUCUGUACCAUCAAGCAAGCAAGAAGCUCUCUCCCAAUUGGAAAUAAUGGAAAGAAGCAUAGCAGAUGAGCUCUACUGUGAUCUAUUGAAUGUGUCCAAUAUUCAUUUAGAUCCCAGGUCAAAUGUUGAUGGUGCAGUACAUAAUUCACAUGAUAGUGAUGGGGAUGAACUAUGGUAUGAUGAUGGAGCUUUACCCUAUGAGACAGAGAAAGUUGAAAAAGCAUUUGAUAUGGAAAGGGAGUGGCAGAGGAGGCGCGAGCAAUUUCAUACAAUUGGAUAUCGUGACGGUCUGGUAGCUGGAAAAGAAGCAUCUGCUCAAGAGGGAUUUAACAUAGGCUUUAAGGAAUCUGUAUUUGUUGGCCAAGCAUGGGGUCUUGUCAGAGGCGUUACCAGUGCUUGGGUUUGUCUUCCUGAUGGGGUAAAAGAGGGGUUGGUUGAAACAGAGGAGAAAAGAAACAAGUUGCGGCAGUUGCAUGAAUCAGUGCGUGGUAUUUCGGCAACAGAUGCACUUAAGUUGUUCCAUGAUCACCUUAAUAACAAUUUGAUGGAGCAUGGGGAGAAUGCAGAAACCGGUUCCAAUACAGGAGAUUUGCGUGCCCAAUGUUCUGGUGCUAAUGUUAUUGAACAUUAUGUCCGGGAGUUUAACUUGCUUCUUGUUCAAUGUUCUGCAAUGGAUGUGCACCUAGAAUGACUUAAAAUUGUCAUGUAAUGCGUGGAAUAUGCUUAGGUGUAUUUGCAUCCAAAGGAAAUAUAUUUGGCGUCUUUUGGAUAGCGCCGCAAAACUAGGCAUCUGUCAGAUAUACCAUUUCUGUUUUGAAAGGUUUCUCAUCUGCCUAUAUUGAGCCUGGACGUUGAAGCAUUCCUUGCAAGCCAGCUGCUUGGGCAACAUACAUAGCUUGAUUGACUCUGCUUGAUCUCAAUAGUUGAAUCGUGUAUUCUUCUUGGCACCCUUGAAAGUCUGUGAACUUUGACAAUGCCACUUUUGUAACUGGAGCUUUUAUGGUUAGUAUUUUUGCAUAGUAAAUUUUGUUUUUGGAGAUAAAUGAAAAACAUAUUUUUUAGGGUUA
Messenger RNA from Coffea eugenioides, 1588 nucleotides. RefSeq names its product protein YAE1-like. NCBI's taxonomy places the organism in Eukaryota, Viridiplantae, Streptophyta, Magnoliopsida, Gentianales, Rubiaceae. The transcript is spliced from 8 exons. The record is from RefSeq and is a predicted model, not a curated record. Bases 568 to 1212 code for a protein of 214 amino acids.